AAAAAGUGACACGUAGUUUUCUACUUGCCAAUCUAUUUUGUUAUGUCAUUAAAUUGUUAUACAUAUUACAGACAUAUUAUAGUUUAGUUAUGAAAAAAACUGAGGAGGAUAGAGGUAUUGUGUAUAGUAACCGCGUGCGUGUUGGUAAUUGGUACGAAGCCACCAAACUAGAAGAGAAAUUAUUGCCAGAGGACCUUACACAAUAAAAGUCUGUUUGGGUUUCAAUCAGAAGAUAUGAUUGAUAUGCGGCUAUCUUGAGCCACUAUUUAGAGGACCUUCUAUCACUUCCACUACUACAGUAGUACAAGCUUAAUAUAUUUCUCGAACAAAUGAAAAAAGGCGACCUCAUGCUAGCACGGUUUCGUAAAAUGACGGAGAAUCUUAACAAGCCGACUGUGUUGACACAAUCGUCUGGAAGCAUUGCUUUCGGGGCUAGGAUAUCAUUACUCGCUCCCCACGUACCCGCGUCAGACCCACCAGUGGAAGGGAAAAACGGACUGCUUCUUGGUGGUAGAAUCUCAUCCAACGACAUCAUUCGCUCUCAGGUGUUAAUUGAUGGUUGCUCUCUUGUUGGAAUGCCAGAUCUGAAGCCGGUUGAAAGUAGUACCUUUGUAAUUACUAGUGCAGAUUACUGUAAUAGAGAAGGCGAACCUUUGAAAUACAAUCAAGAAUUUUUAUUGGCAUUAUCUUCGUCUCUCGAUAAAAAGCCUCUAUAUAUACGGUAUGAUCCAAAUCCGAUACCGGGCCUUUGUAGUUUGUUUCCCUUGUACCUGAGUGAACAUUUUGUGUCGAACACACGUUGGCGAGUGUUGCCGAUACAGAGUCCAACAAUCACCCGAUUUGAACUGGAAGGGAAACCAAUCACAGUGAACGAGGAUGUAGUAGUAAAUCAUUGUGCGACAAAUGUCAACCUUGGUAUUAAUGUAGGUUGCUGGGCGAUGGGAUUUUAUGGAAAGAUCUGUGCACCUAUCAUGAAGACAUGCCUUGAUGUGUAUGGUCGAGAGCUUCCAAAUAAUGUAUGGCAAAUUUAUACGCCCAUAGCUAAUUAGGAACAUUCAUUGACUGUAGUUUAGAAGAUAAAAAAAUUCUAGAUUUCAUUAAAAUCUAUUUUUAUUUUUUUUGUUUCACGUCGUAUUAUUUUAUGUACCUAUAUUUUACUUUUAUGAAUAAAUCAUUAUUAUAUUUUUUUAAGAAACA
Bombyx mori (domestic silkworm) is the source of this 1197-nucleotide messenger RNA. Its product is annotated as cilia- and flagella-associated protein 161. The coding region runs from base 330 to 1049 and encodes 239 amino acids. The record is from RefSeq and is a predicted model, not a curated record. Gene Ontology annotation, cellular component: motile cilium. NCBI's taxonomy places the organism in Eukaryota, Metazoa, Arthropoda, Insecta, Lepidoptera, Bombycidae. Gene Ontology annotation, biological process: cilium assembly. The transcript has 7 exons.